GGAGGGAGGGGAUGGGUCGAAACUUCGUACACACAAUAUUCUGCUGACUUCUGGGUAAAAACUACUUAAUUAUAUAACGCAGUCGCUUUCAGCAAAGAUAAAAAUGUUUAUUCAAAGGAAUACAGUCAGUAGAUAGAAUGGAAACCGGUUCGCCGCACGAACAGCGCACUAAAGGCUAGUUGACGUGGACCCGCGUUAGCUGUGAUAAAAUGGAUCAAGAGCCUCUGGAAGUCGACAUCGACGGUCGGGAUCCGACGUUCAAACAAUUCCCAUCAUGGUCCUUGCGCCGGCUGCGGGCGCGCAUCCCGGCCAGGGCCGUCCUGUACCUGCUCUCUUUCUCAGGAUUCCUCGUCAGUUUCGUCAUGCGGAACGACAUCAACCUUGCCAUAAUCGCCAUGGUGCGCCACCCUCUCAGAAAUCUGACCACCAACGACUCGAUGACCGACCUCUACUGUUAUGGUCCUGAACACUCGGCCAACAGCACUGACGAUGAAGAUGAACCAACAGGUCGACCAAACUACGAGGAGGGCAACCUUGACUGGGACAGCACAAUCCAGUCCUCCAUUAUCAGCUCAUUUUAUUGGUGUUACGUAAUGUCACAGAUCUUGGGUGGUUAUCUCACCCAAAAGUUUGGGCCAAAGGCAGUCUUCGGCUGGUCUCAGUUCAUCACCGCCAUCGGCUCUGUAUGCAUCCCUCUGGCAGCCGACAUCCAUUACUCUGCUGUGGUUUUCCUGCGAUCAAUGCAAGGAAUAGCCUCGGGACUGACAUGGCCUGCGAUGUAUGCUAUGGCCGGCCGGUGGAUUCCGCCAAAGGAGAGGAGCAGAUUCAUGUCAUCGUUCCAAGGUUUCAGUUUUGGAAUCGGCCUCACCUACCCUCUGUGCGGCUGGCUGAUUGCCAACUUUGGCUGGAGGAUUGUUUUCUACGUGACAGGCAGUUUGGGCUUUACAUGGUGCGUUAUUUGGUUCCUGCUUGCCUACGACACCCCUGCAGUGCACCCCCGCAUAACCCAACAUGAGAGGCGCUACAUCGAGAUCAGUCUCGGGGAAACGGUGAUCCAGGGCAAGGGACUGCCAGUGCCUUGGAAAGAGCUUUUCAAGUCCCUGCCUGUGUGGUCCAUUGGAAUCACAACGUUUGGCCGCAUCUGGGUCAGCUACACGUUCAUCAUUUCAGGACCUAUGUACAUGAAAACCGUGUUGGGCUUCUCCAUCCAGAAGAACGGUCUGCUGAAUGGGGCACCCUUCUUGCUCAGUUACCUCACUUCUGUCAUCUUCUGCUAUCUUGCCGAUGUCAUCGUAGCCAAGAACAUGAUGACGUUGAAGAACGUCCGCAAAAUGAACACAGCUAUUGCCCAAGUAGUCCCCGGACUAAUUUGCGUCCUCAUCGGCUACCUGGGCUGCGACAUUGUACCUGUCCUGGUGGUUUGGUUCAUUGCUGUCAGCUGCAUAACUGCUGCUUAUGCAGGUGCCAUGGCCAGCAUUGUGGACAUUGCGCCGAAUCUCGCUGGUCCUAUCCUGGCCUUUGCACAAACCAUUCACAUGUCGGCCAGUUUCCUCUCACCUAUCGUUGCCGGUUUUGUUCUGAAAGAAAAUCAAAGCUUGGAGCAGUGGCGCAUCGUCUUUGCAAUAACAGCCAUUGUCUCCGUCACAACUUAUUUCAUGUUUCAAAUAUAUGGCACGGACGAAGUCCAGUCAUGGAAUUAUCCUGACAAUAAAUCACCUAUUCAAAUUGAUGACACAAACCAGCCCCUGCAGUCUAUUUCAAAGACAGACCAGCAAAUAAAUCGCUCUUCACCUUAUGCAACUUAAAUUAGCACUUUAAAAUUUUAACUGCAUACUUAAUUAUGACUUUUUUUGUUCAAAAUGGUGGAUUUGUAAUGUAAAAAAGUAGUGGUAUUUUUUUUAUAGUUGCCCAUUAAGCACCUUUUUAGUGCAGGACAAGGUGAUCAUUUUAUUACGAAAUGUGUUGAGUCGCUAACAUGGUACUUGAAUAUAUUUAUUAAAUACAUAUAUUAUUUUUGAAUGUUCUGCUGGUAAGGACUUGCCUGCAUACUAAGCUGAGAUUGUAUCUCACUUAAUGCAACUAGAGUGAUAAUUAAGAAAAUAUCUCUAUAACUAGAUUUAAAAUAUUUUUAGGCGUAGACAAUAGUGGCACACAUUCCACUUUAUAAUCAAUUGUUGAUCUUCAGAGUUGUUAUAAUUCUUGACAUCAAAGUGGUCCGAGGCAGCCAUUCUCACAAUACUUUGGAUGUUAAGAGUAAAUUAUAAGACUUUAAUCGUCGUUAUCAUAAAAAAAUUGGGAGCAUAUUUUAUUAAUAUGAUCACUUUAAAAGUGAAUUUAUCAUGUCAAUCAAAAUUUAUUAAUCAACCUUCUGUGUUCUUUUUAUAAUUUUUACUGCCCAUUAUGUUAAAUAUGAAGUCUCUAAAAUGCCAUGUUUGUUUUUAGUUCUAUUUAAGUCAAAUAAAUUUUCAUUUUUAGGUACAAAUUGAGUGUGUAUGAUUAUUUGUAAUAAAA
Molecule: messenger RNA, 2511 nt
Organism: Neocloeon triangulifer
Lineage: Eukaryota; Metazoa; Arthropoda; Insecta; Ephemeroptera; Baetidae
Gene: MFS17
Product: sialin
Exons: 4
Coding region: 210-1805 (531 amino acids)
Biological process (GO): transmembrane transport; monoatomic anion transport
Cellular component (GO): plasma membrane
Molecular function (GO): transmembrane transporter activity
Source: RefSeq, a predicted model, not a curated record